AUGGGCCAUGCGCUAUGCGCUCUUAUUCUAGUCGCGGUGGAAGGUAUCAUUUACUAGCUUGUUGGCUAGUUCUCGGCUAGUCGGUGUGUCUGUACUCUCUGGAGAUGAUGGGGAGUAAAUCCAGCACCAUUGCGGCAGGGGUGGCCGGAGCGUUGUUUAUCGGUUAUUGUAUUUAUUUUGACAGAAAACGACGGAGUGAUCCGAACUUCAAGAAAAGGCUGCGAGAACGCAGAAGAAAACAAUCUACCAAAGAAAAGACUGGUCUGGCCAGGUUGCCUGAUAUGAAGGAUGCAGAGGCUGUACAGAAGUUUUUUCUCGAAGAGAUUCAGUUGGGAGAAGAGCUGCUGGCCCAAGGAGACUAUGAGAAGGGUGUGGAUCACCUGACCAAUGCCAUCGCUGUGUGUGGCCAGCCCCAGCAGCUCCUACAGGUUCUCCAGCAGACCCUGCCUCCUCCAGUCUUCCAGAUGCUGCUCACCAAACUGCCCACCAUCAGCCAGAGAAUCGUGAGUGCCCAGACUUUAGCAGAAGACGACAUUGAAUGAAUGAAUACGUGAGGUGCGUGCGUGUGUGCGUGCGUGCGUGUGUCAGACAAAGAGCGUGUGUGUUUCUUCAUGCAUGAGUGCUUGUUUUAGUGGCUAGCCCAGUCGAGAUGGCUGCCCUUGGGCAUUGGAUGACGGGAAUGGGAAUCCCCCCCCCCCAUCUGUGGCCUGUUAGAAACACUCUUGCCAUUCUUCAAUCUACUGGAACACAUUCCCAAUGCGGUUGCCCUCCUUCCCAGUUUUCACUGUCUUAUAUCAUGACCAACUGUAAAAGACACUUAAAUAAAUGUGCCCAUUCCACAUAUGUCAUUCAACCCAAACUGUGAUUGUUUUUGUAGAGCUCUGUUGAUUCAUGUAGAUUAAGCCUGAGGGACGAUGUGGUGCUACAUCACCAUGAUUCAUCUUUGUUUGUCACAGUGUCAUAUCAUGUCGUCUCUGUGGACAACAUGUUCUCUUUACUGGGUUGGUUUUUCUCAGAUGUCCGUGGUAGCUGUUUUUUACUUUACCCCGCAUUUCAGAAAUCAUCCCAAACAAUGGAAUAAAAUGAGGAAAUGUUAUA
This is a messenger RNA of Esox lucius (northern pike), 1098 nucleotides long. It is a transcript of the gene tomm20a, whose product is annotated as translocase of outer mitochondrial membrane 20. The coding region runs from base 105 to 542 and encodes 145 amino acids. Lineage: Eukaryota; Metazoa; Chordata; Actinopteri; Esociformes; Esocidae. The record is from RefSeq and is a predicted model, not a curated record. Gene Ontology annotation, molecular function: transmembrane protein transporter activity. Gene Ontology annotation, biological process: protein targeting; protein import into mitochondrial matrix; tRNA import into mitochondrion. The transcript has 5 exons. Gene Ontology annotation, cellular component: mitochondrial outer membrane; mitochondrial outer membrane translocase complex.